AUGAGUACCGCCAUCGCAAUGGCUCCGUCGCCAGCACCUCAUGACCGCUCGUCGUAUGUAGAUAUCGCGCCCUCAGCGCCCUCGCACUCGCCCCCAGCGCAGCGAACGUCUGCAUCGGCAACACCGAAUAAUCAGUCAGCACAGCGGAGCGGUAGUGGAAGCCCGAAGUCUACGCCCACAUCCAAAAGCUCCCCGAAUGCUUCUCGGAAUGGCGUCCCGCCAAAGAUAAUCGUGAAAAAGGAACCUCCAUCCUCGCCAGAUCUUCCAACGUCCCGUCAUAGGCCACGAAAGCUCGAUCUCUCCAAGAACACAUCCGGUGUGAACCCAGGCACAUCGAGACCGUCCGCUGGUCAAUUGACGUCGAGAGGAGGGGAAAGUGGCGGACUCGGCAUUCAGGACGUGGGAUUGGCGUGCUUGUCGCCCGGAUUCGUCACACAAGAUCCAACGAUGAGGGAACAACUGCAGCGAAGCAUCUCGGUCCGAGAGCAACAAAGACACAUCAUCGAGGCUAGGUUACAACAAACGGCCAGGCCUGGCGAUGCACCGACGGAGAGCGCAAAGGAGAGAGACUUCGGGGGCUUUGGAGCCAAGACUCCUGGUACAUCAAAGAGAAAGGCGCCUCCAGGCCUGAGCAUCGUCGCACCGUCACACGAGCAGUUCGCGAACGAACGAGUAAUUCAGUCUGCUCCACUCAACCAGAGUUUCACAGGACGGCAUCAACCGCAUCCGUUGACUCGUCACAUUGCUAACCAACCCUCGAAUCUGUCAAACACUUCUCACAUUCAUCACGUUCCAGCGACACAAACCAGCAACCGUCUACCACCUAUCACCGAUGUAUUCGCGGAAAAUGGACUAGGUGCACACCGCGAGGCUUCUGGGAGAGGCCCAUUCACUGCAGGGCUGCCUAUCAAUUCUAACUCCGCCUCUAAUUCCUCUCACUCAAACUCACGGCCAGCUUUUCCGUCUCCCAACCAUAAUCAGACACAACCUCCACAUUCGGCGAGACCACGAGAGUACCGCUCGGCCGAGGAGGCGCAAGUCGAGCUUGCGGGUGGUCGCCCUGAACUGCUACCUAAACUCGUCCAUUAUGGUGGCCACCAACCACCCACACCCCCAUCACCACUUACCGGCAAUGCCAUGAGACAAGCAGAGACGAAUCGAAGUGGUGGUGGCCGCAGACGAGCCCGAGCGGAGUAUGAAGACGGCGGAAGCCCGCCGCUUGGCAAUGGUCCUGCAACUUCACGAAGGGGGCCGUUCGGCGAAGGACGAGACAGCCCAAGCACGCAGCAAAAGAAGAAAGAGGAGUUCAUUCGUCUGUGUGACCGGGCAUGGGACCUUUUCCACUCAUGA
Messenger RNA from Lachnellula hyalina, 1350 nucleotides. RefSeq lists its product as uncharacterized. The transcript has 2 exons. Bases 1 to 1350 code for a protein of 449 amino acids. Lineage: Eukaryota; Fungi; Ascomycota; Leotiomycetes; Helotiales; Lachnaceae. The record is from RefSeq and is a predicted model, not a curated record.